CGGAUUACGGAUACGCCGGAGGGCGGAGCACAAGUCUACUUAAGAUACUUUAUUAGCACACAUACAAUAGCCAACCCAAAACCAAGAUGAACUCCACCACAAAGCAUCUGCUGCACUGCACACUGCUCAUCACUGUGAUAGUUACCUUCGAAGUAUUCUCCGGCGGUAUUAAGAUCGACGAGAACUCGUUCACCCUCGUGGAUCCAUGGACUGAAUACGGCCAAGUGGCCACGGUUCUGCUGUACUUACUCCGCUUUCUCACGCUCCUCACGCUGCCCCAGGUGCUGUUCAACUUCUGCGGCCUGGUCUUCUACAAUGCCUUCCCCGAGAAGGUCGUCCUCAAGGGCAGUCCCCUGCUGGCGCCCUUCAUCUGCAUCCGUGUGGUGACGCGCGGUGAUUUCGCCGAUCUGGUCAAGACCAAUGUGCUCCGGAAUAUGAACACGUGUCUGGAUACCGGACUGGAGAACUUCCUGAUCGAGGUGGUGACCGAUAAGGCGGUUAAUCUGGCGCAGCAUCGUCGCAUCCGGGAGAUUGUGGUGCCCAAGGAGUACAAGACGAGAACCGGAGCGCUGUUCAAGUCGCGCGCACUGCAGUAUUGCCUGGAGGACAAUGUCAAUGUGCUGAACGACAGCGAUUGGAUUGUCCACCUGGAUGAGGAGACGCUGCUCACGGAGAACUCGGUGCGCGGCAUCAUUAACUUUGUGCUGGAUGGCAAGCAUCCGUUUGGCCAGGGACUGAUCACGUAUGCCAACGAGAACGUGGUCAACUGGCUGACCACCUUGGCGGACAGCUUUCGGGUGUCCGAUGACAUGGGCAAGCUGCGGCUGCAGUUCAAGCUCUUCCACAAGCCGCUCUUCAGCUGGAAGGGCAGCUAUGUGGUCACCCAGGUCGGUGCAGAGCGUUCGGUGUCCUUUGACAACGGAAUCGAUGGCUCCGUGGCCGAGGAUUGCUUCUUCGCGAUGCGGGCCUUCAGCCAGGGAUACACGUUCAACUUCAUCGAGGGCGAGAUGUACGAGAAGUCGCCGUUCACGCUGCUGGAUUUCCUGCAGCAAAGGAAGCGCUGGCUCCAGGGCAUCCUGCUGGUGGUGCACUCCAAGAUGAUACCCUUCAAGCACAAGCUGCUGCUGGGCAUCAGCGUCUACUCGUGGGUCACCAUGCCGCUGUCCACGUCGAACAUCAUCUUCGCCGCCCUGUAUCCCAUUCCCUGUCCCAAUCUGGUGGACUUUGUGUGCGCCUUCAUUGCGGCCAUCAAUAUCUAUAUGUACGUGUUUGGCGUUAUCAAAUCCUUCUCGCUAUAUCGCUUCGGAUUGUUCCGAUUCCUCGCCUGCGUGCUGGGUGCGGUGUGCACGAUACCGGUGAACGUGGUCAUCGAGAAUGUGGCCGUCAUUUGGGGCCUGGUGGGCAAGAAGCACAAGUUCUAUGUGGUCCAGAAGGAUGUGCGCGUACUGGAGACUGUCUAGGAUACGGAUACUUUGGAACUGCAACUGCAACGGGAGGAGGGAGUCAUCAAGUCAAGUCGAGUCAUGGCCAUCAUAUCGCCCGAAACCCACAAAAAACCAAAUGAAACAAAGCCUAAAACCAGAAAAAAUUCGCAUAAUUUGGCCCGGCUUAGUGUGUUGUCCCUGAUAUCUGAUUGAUUUACUUUAUUUGUACAUUUUCUAAGCAUAAGACUCACCACACACCUGCACAACACACC
This is a messenger RNA of Drosophila takahashii, 1696 nucleotides long. RefSeq names its product beta-1,4-mannosyltransferase egh (gene egh). Gene Ontology annotation, molecular function: beta-1,4-mannosyltransferase activity. Lineage: Eukaryota; Metazoa; Arthropoda; Insecta; Diptera; Drosophilidae. Gene Ontology annotation, cellular component: cytoplasm. The record is from RefSeq and is a predicted model, not a curated record.